UCGGAUGUAAACAUUGACAUUUGUUUCCUCUCGGCUUCCGGUAAAGCUGAGGCAACUAGAUUUCUUCAGAAAUUAUUUUAUUCGCUGACAGACCAACAAAAGACGGUGGGACAGGGGAAAGGUCGUAUAUUUUAAAAAGUGAAGGCAAGUACAAGCAUUUAUCACUGAAAUGAAUGGUAGUGAAGAACAAGUCUUAUGGAAGGCUGAGAAUUUUUGUCAACCCCCUCCACAGCUAGCAUUUGCAGUGAUUGUCUUGAAUGAGUCUAUCGACUCCUCAGAUUUCCAGUUUGUGUAUCAUCUGUGGCAGAAAGCUCAUGUUCGCAUGUGUGUAGAUGGGGGUACCAACCUGUACCAUUACCUAAUAAGAAAUGGUCCUCAGGUGACUAGCACUACCAACUCAGAUCCACCAAAGUGUCCUCUACCAGAUCUGAUAACAGGAGAUUUUGAUUCCAUAGAGCCAGAGGUGCUGAAACUUUAUCAGAAUGAAAAUGUUACUGUUAUCCACACGCCUGACCAAGAUGAAACCGAUUUCACAAAGGCAGUCAGAGUGUUGGGGAAGUACAUUUUAGAAAGAAACUUGAUGAUUGAUCAAGUGUUGGUUAUUGCUGGGGUUCAUAGUGAGAGAUUUGAUCACAUUAUGGCCAAUUUAGCCACACUUUUUAAGGUGGACGAGUUGAUUUCUGUGCCAGUCAUCAUGUUGUGUAAAGGAAGCCUAAUAUGGCUUCUGAGUCCUGGCAACCACAGAAUAGAGGUUGCUAAGGAUGUGAUUCUGAACUCACAGAGAGCAUGGUGUGGCCUGAUACCCCUUGGCCAUCCAACUGUUGUCACAACUUUGGGUUUGAAGUGGAAUCUGGAUAAUCAGGAACUGAGUUUCGGCUCAUUGGUAAGCACCUCAAACACCUAUGACCCCAAGUGCAGCAGUGUCAGUAUCAGAACAUCACACCCUCUGAUUUGGACGAUGGGUAUUGAGACUAACCCAGAACUGGUAUCGUCCCACUUUUCAAAAAAAAACUGCAUUAAUGGUGAUGCUCUGCAGGGUGUGGAUAAUGAUCAAGUUUGCCAAAACCUGGAAAAUGAAAGCCGGUGAUUUUCUCUGUUACAGAAAGUUAGAUUGGUUGAAUUUUAUGGAUUUUACUUUGAUUUAACAUAGGUAUUGUUAAAUAAUAAUUGAUAUUUUAACAUUAUGACCAAGUGCUUUGUAAAUUAUAUGCAUUUUAUGAAUGCAUUUGUGGAUUUCCCAAGUCCAUUUUUGGGAUAAUUUUGCACCGGAUCACAAAGGAGCUGUAUAAUACAUGCCAUUUGAUAAAAAUAUAAAUACAUACAUGCAUUCAUAUCUGGUGAUAACAUAGAAUAAAAAACCCUUGCAUCUGUCAGGAAACUUGGUUGUGUUUUAACAGGAGUUUAUUGUAUAAGUAUGGUUAUGGUUUCAUUAGACAAAUGCUUUUCAUAAAAUGUCUGUAAACUACUCUAACUCAGAUGCAGUUUUAUUUAGAAACUCAGUGAUAUUCUCUAGUACUCCAUUUAUUUGUUAUAUGCAUGGAACAUUUAGUACAAAAAGAUUACUUAGAAAUAAUAGAAACCAUUUUUUUAAGCUACCAGAAGUAUUUUGAUUUAUUUAGUAAUUGUCAUAUUGUUUGUUAGGAAAUUGAUUUCCUAACAAACUAGAGCUAGAAUACUUAGAAAUUAUAUAGAUCUGGGGUCAGCUUUGUCUACGGGAAGCAGGUCUGGUUGGCUAAUCACUCGUGUCAUAUGGCUGGUAGUUAUCUCAUAGCACCUAAUGUUCACACACUCUUGAUUGACUUUAACUAUUGUAUGUAUUAUUGAGACAUGCUAUUGCUUAACCUGCUGAUGUCAGGAUGGCAUCGAUGAAUUCCCUGUUCACCAUGAUUUUGGUUUAUUGAUUUUGUUUAUACAAAUGGCCCCACAACUGCUUAGUCACACAGUACUAGGGAUACCUAUCUCACCUGUUUACCUUAUUCUUUGAAUUUUAGAUUUUUUUUCAAUUUUCAUUAUUAUUGGUAUGUAUUGUGAUAUUAUGAUAAUUAUAAUGGCAAUACUAAUAAUAGUAUUACAAAGAAAAACUAUACAUCAGGUAGUCCUAGUAAUUGAAUCCUUGGUGACUAAGAGUUUGUGAAGUGUAUGUAUCAAGGACCUGUGGGUUUGACAAGGUAAACAGACAUAACAUGGUCCUAAUGUUCAUGUAUGUAUGAGUGCGUGUGUGUGCCACAUAUAUGUAAAC
Messenger RNA from Penaeus monodon (black tiger shrimp), 2239 nucleotides. Its product is annotated as thiamin pyrophosphokinase 1-like. Bases 170 to 1087 code for a protein of 305 amino acids. Gene Ontology annotation, molecular function: ATP binding; thiamine binding; thiamine diphosphokinase activity. Lineage: Eukaryota; Metazoa; Arthropoda; Malacostraca; Decapoda; Penaeidae. The transcript has 6 exons. The record is from RefSeq and is a predicted model, not a curated record. Gene Ontology annotation, biological process: thiamine metabolic process; thiamine diphosphate biosynthetic process.